AUCUGCUAUCGCCGCUUCGUCUUCUUCUUCUCAUUUCUCGCAGGUACGAUCCAGCUGUUUUGGGAGAUUAGAUUCAAUGUUUCCGUAUCGGUUUCAUCAGAUCUGUGUGUGUUUUGAAUUUUCGAGCUUGAUCGAAUUGUGAUUGAGAGUCUGAUGAUAAUGUUCAAAGUUGAAUCUGAACGAAGAAACAAUUGAUCAAGGCUUAUUCCUCCAUUGAUAUUUGCUCUCUUACGUUGACAGCAAAAAGGUGAAGUUUUUGCAUUUGUUUAAGAGCUACUUAUUCCUGCUGGGACACAUACCAAGAUGAAGAAAGUAUUUGGUCAAACUGUUAGAGACCUCAAGAGAGAGGUCAACAAGAAAGUGCUUAAAGUGCCUGGAAUAGAACAGAAGGUUCUAGAUGCUACUAGCAAUGAGCCAUGGGGUCCUCACGGAUCACUUCUUGCUGAUCUUGCGCAAGCUUCCAGAAAUUACCAUGAAUACCAGCUGAUCAUGGGGGUCCUUUGGAAACGACUUAGCGACACUGGAAAGAACUGGCGGCAUGUCUAUAAGGCUUUGACAGUGUUGGAGUACAUGGUAGGCCAUGGGUCAGAACGUGUUAUAGACGAGAUUCGAGAGCGUGCAUAUCAAAUUUCGACAUUAUCCGAUUUUCAGUAUAUUGAUUCCGGUGGUAGAGAUCAAGGAAGCAAUGUUAGGAAGAAAUCACAGAGUCUGGUGGCGUUGGUUAAUGACAAAGAAAGAAUAGCUGAGGUCAGAGAGAAGGCUUCUGCUAACAGAGAUAAGUAUCGCACCUCAGCACCAGGUGGGAUGUAUAAGCCUUCAGGAGGAUAUGGUGACAAAUAUGAUUACGGAUCCCGGGAUGAAGAGCGAAGUAGUUAUGGAAGAGAGAGAGAAUAUGGUUACAGGGAUGAUGAUAGAAAUAGCCGUGAUGGAGAUCGUCAUUCCAGAGACUCUGAAGACCGGUAUGGGAGAGAUGGAAAUAGGGAAGAUGAUUACAGAGGAAGGAGCAGAAGUGUUGAUAACUUCCAAACUGGUUCGCGAGGUAGGAGUUCAGAUAGGGAACGAACGUUUGAGGAUGAUGGCCAUUCAUCAAGGGGUAGUGGUGCUAGAGCUGAUGACAAUUCUCAGGAUGGGAGAGGGCAGCUCCAGAGGAAGUUUUCUGAACAAAAUAUUGGUGCUCCACCUAGUUAUGAAGAAGCUGUCAGUGACUCAAAGAGCCCUGUAUAUAGUGAAAGGGAUGGUGGGGAGACCCCACAAGUUGCUGCUCCAGGAGUUGCUUCUCCUCCUCCCCCACAAACUGCUUCUCCAGGAGCUGCUUCUCCUCCUCCCCCACAAGUUGCUGCUCCAGGGGCUGCUUCCCCUCCUGCUGGAAGCAACACAAACAAUAAUUCUGCUGCUUUUGCUAAUGAAUCUUCUCCUCAGAAAUUUGAGGCCUUUGAUGAAUUUGAUCCACGCGGUGCAUUUUCAGCUGGCCCUCCAGCAUAUGCAUCUGCAGACGGUGUUUCAGCUCCUCCAGCAGUUGCUUCUACAUCUGCUCCUCCCACCUCAAACAGUGUUGAGAUGGACUUACUUGGCUCCCUUGCAGACGUAUUUUCAUCAAAUGCAUUGGCCAUUGUCCCGGCUGAUUCUACGUCUGUUGAAACCAAUGGACAACCAAAUGCUCCAUCGUUUUCUACAUCUCAGCCAUCAACUCAGACAUUUGAUGACCCAUUUGGUGACUCUCCUUUCAAAGCCUUCACUUCAACGGACACCGACUCAAACCCACAGCAGAGCUUUGGAGCUCCUUUCCAAGCAACACCACCAGCCUUCACCUCGGAGGCCUCACAUACUGAUAGUGCUCAAAACUUUGGCUUUGGGGACUCAUUUUCCGCUGUUGCCAAUCCUGAACCUGCUGUUCAGAAUGUGCAACCUCCAUCAAACCCACAAGAUUUUCCCCAAGAUCAGUUUGACACAUCUCAAAGUGAUAUUGAUAUUCUAGCUGGCAUUCUCCCACCAUCUGGUCCUCCACCUUCACUCCCACAACAACCGGGUGCCUCAGGACCAACAUCUCAGUUUCCUCCGAGCGGAAACAACAUGCACGAGGGAUAUCAUCCUCAGCCGGUAUCCUCAGCUCCAAACAUGCCUGGACAAACUCCAUUUGGGCAAGCUGGUCCUCCAGCUUCACUUCCGCAACAACCGGGUGCCUCAGUAGCAACAUCUCAGUUUCCUCCCAGUGGAAACAACAUGUACGAGGGAUAUCAUCCUCAGCCAGUAUCUUCAGCUCCAAACAUGCAUGGACAAACUCCAUUUGGGCAACAAUAUAACAUGGUUCCUCCUCAUUCACAAAAUAUGGGUGGAGCCACGCCGUAUAACAGUGGAGGCUUCAUGCACCAGCCUGGCUCAGCCAGUUACAAUCCUGGAGCAGUAACUUCGCACCCUACAAGCGAAAGCUUCCAUCCACGACCAGUUGCUGCCACUUCAUCGAGCUCACAGACUCCUUACUCUAACCCCAGUGGACCAGCUGGUCAGUUCAUGGGACACCAGGGUCAUGGAAUGCCGCCUUCCCAUGGUCUACAAAGAACUCAAUCCGUGCCUGUUAAUAUGCAAGGGAACCACAAUUUCAUGGGAGACAUGUUUUCACAAGGUGGACCAACAGGCUCCUUGACGUCAUCGUCCUCUCAUCAAGAUCUCACACCUUUAACAGGAGCUAUUGAGAUUGUUCCCCAGCCUCAGAAAAAGUUUGAGCCAAAAUCAUCUGUCUGGGCAGACACGUUGAGCAGGGGGCUUGUUAACUUUAACAUCUCUGGACCUAAAACAAAUCCUUUGGCAGACAUAGGAGUUGACUUUGAGGCGAUCAACAGAAGAGAGAAGCGGCUAGAGAAACCGACAAACGCACCAGCACCAACAUCGACUAUCAACAUGGGUAAAGCUAUGGGCUCAGGAACUGGCUUAGGUCGUGCUGGUGCAAAUUCUAUGAGACCUCCACCAAAUCCAAUGGUAGCUUCUGGCAUGCCCAUGGGUGGGGGAAUAAACGUUGGUGGUUAUGGAGGUAUGAACCAAAACCAACCCAUGGGCGGUAUGGGAAUGGGACCAGGCAUGAACCAAAACCAACCGAUGGGUGGUAUGGGAAUGGGACCAGGCAUGAACAUGAACCAAAACCAACCCAUGGGUAUGGGAAUGGGACCAGGCAUGAACAUGGGAGGUGGAUAUGGCCAAGGCUAUCAGAUGCAACCACAACACCAAGGGAUGGUACCUGGUCAGAACAUGCCAGGCAACAACAACAACAACUAUAAUCCGAUGAUGGGUCAAGGCGGUUACAAUCCUCAACAACAACAAUAUGGUGGUGGAUACAGGUAAGAUGAAGCCAAACCACUACACACUAGACUCUCCACUUGUAAAAUCAAGAACAGAGGACACUCUAACUCUGUUCUUCUCUCUCUCUGCUUGUUGUGAAAUUUGUACUGGUGAGAGUGGCGGACCUCCCUCCGGUCUGUCCUUUUUGUUAUAUGCGUAUUAUAAAUUGAUAUAUACACAUUUUCUUCUCUAUUUUGUUUUAUUUUUGGGUUUCACGUAUUGAAUGUGUAAAAACAUUUUCCCUUCACGGAACAAAUAAAAAUAUUUUACUUUUCUUCA
This is a messenger RNA of Brassica napus (rape), 3609 nucleotides long. RefSeq names its product clathrin interactor EPSIN 2-like. NCBI's taxonomy places the organism in Eukaryota, Viridiplantae, Streptophyta, Magnoliopsida, Brassicales, Brassicaceae. Gene Ontology annotation, biological process: endocytosis. The record is from RefSeq and is a predicted model, not a curated record. Bases 304 to 3333 code for a protein of 1009 amino acids. The transcript is spliced from 14 exons. Gene Ontology annotation, cellular component: plasma membrane; endosome; clathrin vesicle coat. Gene Ontology annotation, molecular function: phospholipid binding; clathrin binding.